Cavia porcellus (domestic guinea pig) is the source of this 3265-nucleotide messenger RNA. RefSeq names its product neurocalcin delta (gene Ncald). The record is from RefSeq and is a predicted model, not a curated record. NCBI's taxonomy places the organism in Eukaryota, Metazoa, Chordata, Mammalia, Rodentia, Caviidae. The coding region runs from base 8 to 508 and encodes 166 amino acids. Gene Ontology annotation, molecular function: calcium ion binding; actin binding; tubulin binding. Gene Ontology annotation, biological process: calcium-mediated signaling. The transcript has 4 exons.
GAGUGACAUGUGUUUGUGCAGGAGCCGGAUGUGUGGUGUCAAGGUGGUGUCCUCCGGGCCUGACGGCUGCUGUCUUGCUGCUGCUGAAAGCUGUCACCACACAGAGUACGGCUUGGAGACCCGAGGCGCUGCGUGGCUGCACACUAGUCCAGGGAGAAGCAACAUAGCCACACACAGCAGUGUGAUUCCCACGAAGUAUCCUGAGACCCAGGCUGCUGCCACGCCCAGCUCCACGGUCCCCCUCCGGGGCCAUCAGCCUGCUGCUUCGUGGUCCGCGGGGAUGGCUGUCACUUCUGGGCUUCUGGACAGCGGGACGCUCCACCUGGUUAUCUAUUUCCUUUAUGACAGCAAAAGUGUCUUUAUCAAAGAGGCCCUAAGGUGCUACCCUGCCCUUUCUGCCACGGGAGGACACAGCUGGACGCCCUCUGAACCAGGACCAGAUGCUGACAGCCCCGAGUCUGCUGGAGUCUGGAUCCGCCUCCCUGGCCUGCAGAACUGUGGGAAAUAAAGUUCCGCUGUUUACCCGCUACCCAGUCAACGGCACUUUGUUGUAGCGACCCAAACAGAUUCUAACACGCAAAAUGCUUCCCUGUUAUCUGAGAUUUGGGUUCUUGAAAGGAUUGCCUUUGUCAUUAAAAAAAAUUUGCUCAGUGGCUCAAGCGUUUGCCUGGGAAGGGCAAGUUCAUGAGUUUGAUCCCAGGUACCAAAAAAAAAAAAAAAAGAUCUAGCUGGUGUUAUCACACCAGUAAGAAUAUUGGUUUGAGAAUAGUGUAGUGCGCCAUAGUGAGAAACAAAAGUUACCCACAAUUGUGCAAUCUAAAUAUUCGCUUCCAUCAGGAAUAUAAUCAUUUGGGUAUAGUUGUGUUUAGGACAUUUUCACCUUUUUUACUUUGCCCAUUCUUCUUGGUUUAAGUAUUCCUCACUCAAUUGUUUUCUUGUCAUUUUAUUUCUUAGGCUAAAGCUGGAUUAAUAUUUUUAGGGUUCCCAGAUGCAGGAAAAAAAAAGUUAGCUUCUCUAUCCAAUAAGAAAUUAAAAAUAAAAAUAAUCUAAGGAGUAAAAUAAAAACAUAAAUAAUUCAGCUCUUUCUUAAAGUAUGUUAAAUGUCAGUGAUACCCAUUGAAUUAUAUUAAAUGGAAAUACAGUAAAUAUAAAAUGUCCUAGAUGUAAAUCGUGUCCAGUGAUGGAGCGAGGCUUCCUGGUGUACAUCUUGGCCCUGCCACACCAAAGGCAGGCAAGUUACUUUGAAACAUGCACUGUUACAGUAAAUGACUUACAGACAGACAAGACUUGAACAUUGCUCUGUGUAUAGUAUAUGUUCAAUUAAUGGCAGUUAGCGUAAUGAUUGUCGAAGAUCAAUAGCUGUAGUCAUAACAUACAUCAGCAUAGUUUACUCAUUAUGAUACUUAUGACUUAGUAAGAAGAAGUUUGAUUUCCUUGAGAAAUUUCUUAGAUCUAUCCAUUGCCUGUCCAUUUUGUAAUAACUCAGCAUAUUUUAUUCUGUUUUGGUUUUUUUCUCCUUUUCUGGGCUUGGAGGUGGAGUGAAGAGAACCUCUCCUUUUAUCUGCUGAUAGAAACAAAGAGGAAUCAUUUCUUCCUGUUGUUCAGAAUUUAUUUCCCAGGGAUUGAAUCUUUUACCACCGCUGGGCAGCACAUCUGGGGUGUACGGACCGCAGGGCUGUGGGAUGCGCAAUACUCCACCCUCUUCCUGAAGGUCUGCAUGGACCUGUCGGGGGCAGCCAAGAAACAGCACCUGCAUGAGCCACGUGGCCUGGGGCAGGGAGUCCACUUUCUAAGACACUAACUUUAUACCCCUCACAACGGCCUUAGCAGACAAGCCUGGCAGCUCGGAGCUCUUAAGCAAGUUGCUCAGGACCCAGUGUAAGAAGACGGAUUUUAAAACCACGUCACCCCAAGUGAUGAGUCCACGGCCUCCUCGUUAAUGUGAGAGCUGAGACAGCAGCAUCUCUGCUCAGAAACACCCAAGAAAGCACCCUCUGCUCAGGGCCCAAGCCAGCUGCUCUGCAGGAGCGGGAGCCCGGGGCAGGCUGCUCCUCACCGCCUAUUUCUGGCCAAGUGGUCAGACUAAUACUAGGCAGCCCCGACAUUCUCAGAGCAAGUUAAAAGCAUGGCGGGGACUAUCUCUGAAUGGACACUUUUGAAUUUGGUGACACACUUUCACCUUAAAAAUAUGACGCAGCAUUUAGACAGUGAAAUGACCCACGGUCGGCCGGGCUGCGACUGCAACGUCAUGCACACGCAUGUCCUGUGACACUUUCCACUACACUGGGCCUAAGUAGCCAAUCAGUAGAAAACUGGGCGCCAAGGAGAUCGCACGGUGGAUUCAACCCUUCAGAGGCUGGCGGCUUCCUCACCCAGGUAGCCAAGGGCACUAGGUGACCGCGGCUUGGAAGCGUCCUGUAGGAUGGGGGUUCCACACACUCACCGAUCCUGGGAAGUCACUACGCUGAGUGGGUUAACGUGUGAUGAAUACGUGUAGUCAAAGCGAGAGCGGGUUCCAGGGCAAAUGUGUUCGCUUUUGCCUGCCUUCAAGUUGGUCUGAAGUCUUGAAUUUUAGGAGAAUGUCUCCUUUCAGGACAUCACCUACGGGCAGGAGGCGGCACUGCAGUUUAGUCUCAGCUGCUAACCCUGCAUGCAGAGGGGACUUCUGGUCAGGCAGCCAAGCGCUCAGAGGCAGAGGUGGGAAAUGGGGCAGCGCCGACAAGCUCGGGCCCUGGACACCCACCUUUCCCUCCCAUUGUCACCGUGAUGCGUACUUUUGAACAGAAACCCGGGACUAGAAAUGGAGCCAGCUGCAAAUCUGUGAAUUGUGGCUGCUGCUGAGAGCUGCACCUGAGCCGGCUCCUGGCAGUUGAGAGACGCUGCAACUUCCCCCGGGCUCUAAUCUGAAAAGGGAGGAUUCCUGAUGGUGUUUCAUUUGAUGUUCACAGUGCUGUAGCUGAUUGUGUCAGGAAAAUAAAUUUUCCAAUGAAAAUCUAUCUUUCUCUUAAUCGGGGCUUGGAUCGCUGUCAAGGAAGAUGAGGAGGGAGACAGAAAGGGAAAACUCUGUGGCUAAGCUCUUUGAUAAUUAGUCUCUUCAUUGAAGAGCCAGUUCUGACUCAAACGAGGCAAUUUCGUUUUUUCUCAGAGACACGUGUAACCUGCCGGGCUGGCUUGGGUUGCGUUGAUAUUCUGUGGCGCCUCACUGCUUCUCUUUCAAGAAAUACACCAACAAGAAACCAGAAUAGAAACCCUGAUCGCCCCGGCA